CGAACACAGAACGACAUGCAGAGGCGGCCAAAUGUCCGAAUGGCGCCAGAAAGGAUUUGUCCAGGAUUCGGAUGAGGAAGAAGACGAGCUUCAGAUUGAGAGUCAACACUCCAAGCAAGAUACACGCCCACGUGGACGCGUCGAGCGCGUUCUAAAGGCUCAGGAUGGGCAGAAUCCGAAUGAAGAUGCGGUAGCACAAGACCAGAAAGAUGCAGAAAGUAGUGCUGUAGCUUCGGACGAGCCUCUAGUGGCAUUUGGAGGGGAUUUCAUCAGUCAAACACCUACAAGACACACCUCGCCCAAAAGACCCACGCCUUCGCCAUUUACGCCCUCGACGAGACCAACCUUUCAAGACGACCGUUCCGGGAGCCCAGGUUCACUUGAAAGUUCAGCGGAUCUGAAGCCGCGAUCACAGAAGCCAGACUUCUCUUCGCGAUCGCUUCGAUCGCCGACCCUCCAGCGCAUCUCUCAGGAGGAGAUACAACUUCAAGCUCCCGCUGCAAUCCCCUCGCAAAUCCUCGGAGAGACCACAAAACCGGUGCACGAGUUCUCGAGAAGCGGUGAGCUGAAGAAUGUAAAGGCCUCCACCAUCCUGGGCGAGUUUGGAGUUGAGGCUCCUUCAGAUGAUUCGGAGGAUGAGCUGAACCUGGGCCAAGGUUCAGAUGGAGAGUCAAAUCUGUCCGACUAUCCUUCAGAUCUGUCAGAUGGGGAGCCUCGACCGGCAACGGUGUACGCCACGCCUUGCCGACGGACCGCCGUCCAGGUGGUAAUUCCUUCCUCGACAGCUCUACAACAGCAGCUUGCACAGGAGGAAGCAAGACGACGCCAUUUCCGCCAACGAAAGCCAAUCCAGCUGCAUCCAUACGUGCUGGAAGGUGAACGAUACCGCAGAGAAGUACAGAGUCGAGGCCUUAAGCCGGUUCCUCGAGAACGAUCUCCGCAGCGGAGGCAAGGUCAGAACAAUGUCGAAACGCAAGAAGAAGAGUUCGACCCAUUCAGAGACUACUCCAGCAGUCCCCCGGACCCAGAGAUCUUCGUUUCAACACCUGUUACCCAACCAACAAGGAAGGAUGCCCAACCGCAUAGUUCUACUAAACGGCCAAGGUUAGAUCCAUCGCGGCGCAAAUCCCCUGUCACUCAGCUUCGUGUGCCAAAGCCAGUCAAAAGGAGGAGACUGAAUGUGUCUCUGACCCAAGCACUAGCUACACCGGCAGAAACUUCCGAGAGCAGUCCUCUCCCUCUUGAUAUCUGGUCCGUCCCCCCAAAUUCGCCGCCAUGCUCGAGUAGCCCUCCACACAAGGCACAACUACGCAACGUGCUUUCGACAAGCAAUGCUGACAGUCUGCCUACGCCAUCCAACUCUUCAACUUUCCACGAUGAUCCUCAGCUGCUGCCCGAUUCGGACUCAGAUCCCGUUCCUCGCGGCGCUCAAAGAUCCGGCGGAGAGCUGCGUCGUCCGACAAGAAUCGUCCUUAGUGACGAACCGUCGUCAGACUCGGAUGCAGCUGGCAGCGAGUCAGAGCAAGUGGUCGGUGAGCUCCAGAGGGUCAGCAAAAAGAUAAGAGGUGUUCUUCCGGCAUCCUGGCUUCGAAUCGAUCGACAGGCACAGGAACGACGACAAGCACUUGCUCGGCAACGAGCUCGACUGAAUAUUACACUGUCCCCCGAGCCAUCAGAACCCCAGCGAGGUGUAGCACAACGAGUCUCCAGACUACUUGGUCGUCCUGCCGAUCCUGCUAGGCCAACUGCAGCACCAGCAGGCGUUGUGGUCAUUUCAGAUGAGUCCGAUCAGGAAGACGAGCCUUCUGCAUACCGACAAGUCAACAAUGUACAAGACUCAGUCGAAGAUGCAUUGGCCCUGGCUGCGAUGUUUGACGAUCGCUACGCCGACUCUGGUGGCGACCUAGCAAGCAUGGAGCAUGAUCGAUUGCAGCUGCCUACUCUUGGAGGUUCUGGGGCGAAGCGAAGGCGACAGCCAAAGAUCACAGACGCCUUUGGAAAUCCGAAAAGGACAAAGAUCUCGGCCGGCAUUACUAAAGACAGUCGCUUUGCAAAGCCUACGUCUGGCCCUCCUGCACGAAGAAAGCAUGCCGGGCCUAGAAGACCACAUGGUACACCGCCACCAGCUCUCAGUGUGAUGGAUGUUGAGCUGCCUCCAAUUGUGCCCGAGUUCCUCAAGCUUGCUAGGCGCGCCGCACGUCGAGAUGUCAAUCAAGCUCGUCAGAGUCCUCGUCGAAAGCAGAUUCACCUGCAUACCGCCCGAGAUACAGAAGACGCGACCGCUGCCCUUCGGCAGUGGCGACAAGGUCUUUUGAAGCCCAAGGUCAAGCCCACCACCAGUCAACGACAAGGCGACCGUCCACCUUUAGCAGACACAACAGACAAUUGGCAGCAACCUCUGCGGUUGAGUAGUCUUGACAAGCAUGCUAACAAUGAUGUCGACACCGAUCUGGUACCCACGAUAUCGAACCAGCGGUCGCAGGAACGCAAGACUGUGGCCCCUGCACUUCAGAUGCUCCAGAGGGCCUCGACUCUCGUCAGCAAAUCAUCUCGACCGAAGAAGGUAGCACAAGCUUUCAAGGGACCUGAGAAGGUGGUCCAGCGUGGCCCGCUUUCUCUCAGGGCCGCGCAACUGGAGGGCGACGAGAGAAAGUUUGGCAGCAGUCACCGAAAGAUGGCGUUUCAGAAGGGUCUACAGCGUGUCGAACAGCAGUCUGGCAUCCACCAAGCUCCCAAGCAGCCGUUUCUAAAUCCGCAGUUGGCGCGCUUUCUCGCCGAUGAUGAUGCUGUGCUUCCACCUCUACCGACAGCCAAGGACAUUGGGAAGUCACAAAGCGAAAGUCCCAUGGAGGCCAGCGCCAUUAAAAAUGUUCCCAUACCGAGGAAGCGUCUUGUACGCAAGCCCCAGGCCAAGCGACUUGAUGUUGAUGCGCGAGAGUACAGGCAGCCAAGCGAGCCGAUGUUCGACCCUGUUGCUGCUGUACCAGUCUUGGUGUCAACCGAGAGCGUCUCCAUAGAGCAAUACGGAAAUGUGCUGAAAGGACUUGGACCUUUUGGCACGCGAUAUCCUACUACUUUCGACGUUACACCACUGAAAAGUGAUACAUAUUUUCAUUCGGACACUUUCAUAGGCUCCGAAGAUCUGCGACGAGCUUUAUCAAUUGGCAGGCAUGACACUCGAGACUUGGACGAGUCUGCAGGAUACUGCACAGUCUCGCAGGGCUCAACGACCAUUCGAUGUGGACCGUGGAACAACGAGACGUAUUCACGAAUCUACGAGCUGAUGACGACAAUCUUGUUACCUCUAGGCGACAGCGGUGACCAGGAAAACGGCGAAACACCCCUGGUCGAUGUUCUAGUAUCUCUUUCGACAGUCUUGCGGGCGCUGGCAUCGUACUUUACCCGCCACCUUAGCUUCUUAGAUCCGAUCGACCGAAAUGACUUCACAAUCAAGAUGCAACAUCUUCUGCAGAUGGUCUUCGAUCGAGUCUCUACAGCGCAACUCGUUCGACGUGAGGUUCCUUGUUUGCCGGAGCAGGCACGGAGCACUAAUCGCGUGCUGAGUCAUCUGCUUGUCGUCAGUACGCAGGUCCAGCAGAUCGCACAACAUCUUGUGAAUGCCAAUCGCGACAAGGCCAAGCUCUUGGUCACCAUCGAGGACAUCUCUCGACUAACCGUCAAUGGCAUCACUAAAGGAACAGAAGAACUGUAUGACUUCCACGAAAAGAACAAACUCCACAAAGAGCGCGAGAACGGUAUUCAAGGCCAUGACGCCCUUGUUGAGAGCGUCGUCAUCUGUAUGCAUGCUUUAGAGCUGCUCAACAUACCAACCUUGGGCUUUUGGGAUUUGGUCAGCCAAGAACUAUCAUCGCCUCUCUCUUCGGCAAACCAUGUGCGGGUCUUCGAGAACGUUUGGGCAACUGUAUUCUCGCUGUUACCCUUCACCGAGUUUGACUUGUCAGGCAUUCCUGAUCGAACUCGAACCUGGUCUUUCGAUAAGGAUAAUUGGAACUGUCUAUGCGACCUCUUGAAACGGAUCUGUGGGUUUUAUGCUGGCACCUGUGGACAGAACGGCUCAUCAAUCAACGAUUACAUCCGCGUCAAUCUUACCAGGUGCUACGUCCUUAUCAACGAUUGGCACUGGAAGCGUCCCGACCAGAUCCUCAAUGUCAUCUUUGACUUCUUUGGCAAGCAUGGGCUGAAGCCGCUUCGACGCGAGACUGCCACAGGCUCAGUGAACUUCUUGCAAGACUUCGCAGCAGCAAGCGGUCUGACACUCGUACCCAACGAGGCUUCGUUCCACAUCGCACUCAAAUGCCUGGUCACAGGCUUGCAGGGUAUGAAUAAUGCGUACCCGGAAAAAAAGAUACGAAGCUUUGUAUUCAGACGCAUUCCCAACCAUGGCCGUACGUACCCGAAGGAUCAACCACUCGAAGAGGAGAGCUUAGCUGCCCUUCGCAACAACCAUUAUUUACUGUCUGCGCUCUACUGUGCAGCCCCACCCUCCUGUCGUCCGAAGCUGGAUCGCAUCCGAGGCCUCGUAAGCCACGAGACCUCACAUCGCGAAGCGUGUAGAGUCAGCGUACGUGCGUGGGCGAAUUUGACUACUUUCCAGCUGUCAGCAGAUGAACCGUACGGAUCUGCGAAGCCCUUCGCUCUCUGGUACAGAGAUAUCAUGCACGAGACCUUGAAGCAGUACCGACUAGCUAAGACCGAGGCUGAGGAUUACCUCAAAUCAGGAGUUCUUGACGGGACAACCGAGGUGUCUGCGGUCAUGGUACGGCAGACAAUGGAGAGAAAUCAGGAGCAAGUCAUCGCAACGCUGCGUGAUAGUAUCGCAGGCAUGAAGAAGGCCAUUGAGCACGCUAAGGAUCAGACCAGCCUUGCGACUUUCUUGGUUGACUCUGACAUUGUUCAUCUGCUCGAACUUCCACACCUGGAAGAUCACCGACUUCUCAGCGUAAUCAGAGACACUCUAGCAGUCCUUCGACAAUACACAUCUACGCAAAGAGCCCAGAUCAAGCAGCAGGAGAGCCAGCCCAGGAGCGAGGAGAGUCAGGACUACGGUGACUUUCCGGAUCUGGACGACUUGGAUGAUGCUGAGACACUGCAACCUGUUCAGACUGAGGCAAUACCUCGCCCUUCGCGUCUCGACUUCAUACAAGGACCUCUAUGGCACCUGAUGUCCAACGCUUUUGGCGCUGAGUGUCCGCCGGAUGACAACCUCCUCAUGGACUGCGUCGACACAUGGGUCCUUAUUGCUGGCGAUCAGGUUCUGGCCGGUGGAAAGCAAUGGUCGCACUACAUGGACUCGUUCAGCCAGGUGUCCUGGCAACAGCUGCGUCACACCGAGCAGACGAGAAAGUUCGGUCCAUACUUCAUGUCGGCCGUAAUCCCUUGUGACCUUGCUGCUUACGAGGAGCAUCGGCACGAGUUCCUAACAGCUUUGUUGCUAUGUCUGGCUGAUCGAGAAUCCAUGCUCAGAUUCCAGCAUCGACUUCUGGACGCUAUCGUACGGACGGAUGAAGACCACCCCCUGUUGAGGAAUCUUCCGUUCUUUAGAGUCGAACAUGGUGGUCUGGACAUCACGGCCGAUACCCUACGUUCAAGGCGCCUUGCCCUCAUAUCGAGCCUACUCUCAAACAUGCGGGAGGACGUGUACGCUACCUCUGUACAAGAACCGGCGCGCACCUUUGAGGUAAAGAGAAUGUAUGCGGCGAUGCUGAAAGAUUUCAUGGCAAGGCUCAAGAGCAACUACCAACAGCUACAGCAAGCAACCACAGGAACCGGAGCAUAUGUGGAGUUCGUACAGAAGAUUGUUCAGUUCUUGAAGCAGUACGCAGGCGACAUAUGCCCUGUCCUUCCCUUCUUCACAGACUCGGUGGCUUUCCCACUGCCUUCUACAGAUCCCACAUACGUCGUCGGUCGACUGUGCGGAUACGCGCCAAAGGUCAAGGAUUCUGGAACUGCCAAACAACUAUCUGUGUUUAUACAAACUGUGGCGCAGCAAGCCGCCGCCGAUAAUCAACAAGUGUACCUCGUAAAUCAGCUCACGACGGCUCUUUGCACCGACGAAGCGCCUGUCACCGGCCGUGUGGCACUACGGACCGUGCUGCUUCAAGCCAUCUUCCCAGCCUACAUCGAAGGGGCAUUUUCGUCGCGCGCGGGCCACCUUAUCGCCAGACCAAUACUACAGUGCCUGCCUGCUGUGCUGGACGAGAUGGUUUACGAUCUGCGAGUCAAUCAGCACGAUAGUCUGUCCUCGACAGUUCAUAGCAUCGUUUCUGUCGCGCAUGCCUUGAUCCGUAGCACAGAGCAGCUGAAGGGUGACAGCCUGCUUUUACAACAGCCAAGCACACUGACGGGUCUGGCACAUAUGUUCGAAGUUGCUACGUCAAUAUCUCGGCUAUUGGACUACAUUGUGGACAGGACCAUGACCACAGGACGUGGUAAACCUGCACUCAUCACCUAUUUAGAGGAGUUCAGCACGUACAUCACGCAGAUGAUACAAGGUACAGUCCCACACGGCGUGCCUUCAUACCGAGGAGAUGCAGAUGCGGCGCCAUCGAAUGCACAGUACGCAGACAUCUUAGCAUUCUGCAAGAGGGGUCUGCAGAGUAGCCUGGAAACAAAUUGGAGUGAUGACCAGCGCUCCGUUUGUUUCGGCCAGGGCCGCGCAAAGAAGGAAGUCGUGUACGACAUUGGAUCGGCUGAGACUGAGAGGAUGACAUUGAUGGGUACUCUACGAAGGUUUCAUGAUACCAAGAAGCUGAUACCAACUUCCCCGACAUCCCCUCGUCACACCUCCCUCCUUAAAUUCUCCGACGGCCUCCACGACUACGGCACCGAAGGCGACGCCGUGAAAUGGCGUCCUCACGCCGCCGCGUACUUCAAGAAGGGCAAGUUCGCGAGUGACAAGGGCAUCUCGAACACCGAGAAGAUCCGCGAAACAGCGAAAGGCGGGUCUGAGGCCAAGCUCGCAAAGAAGACGGACAAGGAUCCUGGGAGCUGGGACAAGAUGCUGAAGAGCUAUAAGAGGACGCGGGGGGCUGGUGGUAAGAAUCCAAUUGGAGGGACGAAGUACAAUAUUACGAAGAUGAGCAGGAAGGAGAGGGCGAGCCAUGCGUUUGAUAAGAAGGAUCCACUGGCUGAUGUUAGUGAGAAGGAUUUGAAGGAGGGGGAUUUGGAUUUUGCGUAA
Molecule: messenger RNA, 7198 nt
Organism: Macroventuria anomochaeta
Lineage: Eukaryota; Fungi; Ascomycota; Dothideomycetes; Pleosporales; Didymellaceae
Exons: 2
Coding region: 32-7198 (2388 amino acids)
Biological process (GO): replication fork processing; double-strand break repair via homologous recombination
Cellular component (GO): Cul8-RING ubiquitin ligase complex; nucleus
Source: RefSeq, a predicted model, not a curated record